AUGGACCGGAACGGACAGAAUCCAUGGUUCCUGGUUCGAGAUCGACCAAAACUGCGCGUGGAACAUACUUGCCGUCUGGAAAAGUUACUCAUUAGUACACAGAAUUCGAUUAAAUCGAAACUCACUGUUGGCCUCGUUGUAGUAGACAUCGAUGCGCUCCAACUGGAGAUCGGUCUCUCCUUUGAAGGUUCCAUCGGGCUGGAUUCCGUGCUCGUCGGAGAUGACUUCCCAGAAUUUGGAUCCGAUUUGGUUUCCGCACUGUCCGGCUUGAACGUGGACGAUCUCUCUCAUUUUUGCUGCAAAAUUCAGAGAAUGAGAGAUUGGAAAAAAGAAAAACGCGAAACGCGAAAAAGAUAG
Molecule: messenger RNA, 357 nt
Organism: Caenorhabditis remanei
Lineage: Eukaryota; Metazoa; Nematoda; Chromadorea; Rhabditida; Rhabditidae
Exons: 1
Coding region: 1-357 (118 amino acids)
Source: RefSeq, a predicted model, not a curated record